Molecule: messenger RNA, 1413 nt
Organism: Penaeus indicus
Lineage: Eukaryota; Metazoa; Arthropoda; Malacostraca; Decapoda; Penaeidae
Exons: 4
Coding region: 1-1413 (470 amino acids)
Source: RefSeq, a predicted model, not a curated record
AUGGUGCAGGCCAAUGAGGAAGUGAUGUCCCGCCCCUCUGAGUGCGACUCACGGCCCUCCACUAGUGGCUCUGGUCCGUAUGUCCACAAUAAGGUGGCGGUCAGCAAUAGGUGGCCCGGGGGGGCACGGCCCAAGAUCUUCAAUCACAGGUCCUUCAGCUCAGGAUCGCGACCCUCAGUGCUGUCACGGGCGUCAGGAUCUCUGCGGUCAGUGUCACGCCCGGGAUCUCGGACUGGCUCGGGUCUCGGUUCGCGGGGCUCACUGCUCUCAGGCUCGGUGGGCACAGCAGAGGAGGUGGGCUCAGGAGUGUCCAGACUACGGAGGGAGUUGCCUUCCAUAUCCGACAUCUGCGGGUAUGACGAGGUGCAGGAAUUGCUGCGAGAUAUUGAGCAGCUCGAGUGCCGGAGAUGGACGUCCGACUGGGAUUCCUUUACCAUCCAGUCCUCGCAUCCAGAUCUAGACAUCCCACACGACCUCGAUCUUCUCUCACACGACUUCGAAACCAUUUCACGGUGCGACUCCCGCCUCUCGUGGGACUCGCACGCCGGCCGACAGCCCGAGGACGAGGAGGAGGACCCAGACCCCAGCCCCGGGGACAACUCGCCCGAGCCUCCCAGGAACCGUCGUCCAACGCCCACUGUUACGAUAGCAUGGGAUGACUCUCACCUCAAGACCUCAGUUGGCAUUUUUAGACUAUUAUUAGUAGUUGUCUCAGUAAUAACAAUGACGUGUGCAUGUACAGUGGGCACAGCUCGCCUGAGUAUUUUUGUGUUGCCUGGUGCAUGGCGGCUGCGGGUAGUGGUGUUCACUGCCGUUUUCACCAUCCUCACCACCACCAUUCUCCUGCUGCUACACCUCUCCUCCCUCGUGCACUCACUCACACUGCGUUGGGACAAGUUGGUUACAGUCAUUUAUGUGUUUGUAUGUGUGUGUUACUUGGUAUCGGCUUCGUUGCUGCUGCAUUUGCUGCAUCUCUACCAUACCACAUAUCCAUGGAUCCCAGCAUGGACCAAACAGCAACUACUAACAACAUCGCUUUGUGGCUGUGCAUGCGGGGUGGUGUCCCUGGUACUGGCGGUAAUCUCAGGGUGUGGGUGGCCUCGCUACGGCCGCGUGCUCAGUGAGGGCUCAACUACAGACACCACGUCCUCCCACCACCUUCAUACUCUCCACCACAUUAAUCCCCAUGCACUAGCGGGGCCAGCAGCUGGUGUGCUACCCUCCAGAGGGCUGCGGCAGGGGUCCGGGACCUCCUUGGGCCCGGGCAGUUAUCAAGGGCCCCAUGCCACUACAGCCUUCACCCCGGACAGCCUAAACGACCCGCAGCCGGGACCCUCCAAAGCUCUGCCACACAACCACACUCCUGCACGCCCUCAAGCCCUGCAUGGUCUUACUCAACAGCACGGGGUUUAG